AUGGCGGCACGUAUAUUUUCGCGAGUGAACUUGGUUUCAAAGCGAUUUUUCGCAGCUACGGCUUCUCCAGAAGCUUCUUUGGCAGAGAAAGAACUUGCAGAAGCGAAACAUGCUGAAUGUAAGUCAGUAGACUCGAUCUUAUCUUGUUACUGCUCCAAAACGAUGCCCCAUUAACUGGCAUUGCGUGUUAUUUUAAUACGCUUGCUCUUAACGCAUUUAGUUCAAUAUUGUACUGAAGUUACCUCCGAAGUUUAAAUGUAAACUUACAGCGUUAGUUCAAAAAUGAAAAUAUGAAGUAUGACGAGUGUCUAGAAAGGGUAAAUGCCAGAUUAACCUAUAACUAUUAACUAUUACUAUCGAGGGAUGAGCUCGUGAAGUCGCACAUACGAAAUUGGCCAGUUGAGAUUAGUAGAUAAGAUUUGUUUUACGGCUGUUGAUGAAAUGGAGAGAUCUUGUUUUAUAUUGGUAACCGUAUGGCCAACACUAAAUUCUGAAGCUAGAGCCUCACUCGUAUUUGCGCAAACUAUUAUGACGAAUGUUUACGGCCAUGAUGUGGGUGCUGAAAUCAUGCCCUGUGAUUUCAUUUACAUGCUAUUGGCAUUUACCUUGUAAGUGAGAACCCUAAAGCUUUUCUGCUAUUUCCAAACCAAGUCGUCAAAAUUUAGCUGAAAAAAAAUUGGAAGUAUACAAAUAAGGCCAGAGAAGGGGAGAAGGAAUGGCGCAGUGGUGAGAGCACUCGCCUACCACUACUAUGACCCAAUAUGGCAUCACAUGUGGGUUGAGUUUCUUGUUGGUUCUUUUCCUUGCUCAAAGAGUUCUUCUCUGGGUCCUUUUAGUUUUCCUCCCUCCACAAAAAUCAACACUCCAAAUUCCAAUUUGACCUGGAAACAGUGGGCAAGAAGAGCCAUCUAGUUGGAUGUCCAUUGUUGAAUUCCCAUUUAUUUUUAUUAUUUUAUCUUAUUAAAGAAAAUGAGACGUGCAGAACCAAAUCCCAUAGUAGGGCAAAGAUUGUAAAAAUCCAUCUACAAUAGUCCAAACUCUGUAGAAAAUAUAUAUUUAAGUAGUUAAAUGAACCACAACAUUAGGCCAAAAUAAACUUCUUAAAAUCCCAAACAAAGAGGUAACAAAUUUGUGCAAAUGAAAGUUAAACGAGAAUUCAUCAAAACUCCAUAAAACAAACAACAAAAGUUAAAAAAAAAUUUCCUUGUUUGUUUUGAAUGUCGAGGCUAGAGUUCUUUGAUAUGACUGGCUAGUUUGUGAAACCAUGGGUACAGCUUGUGAAUACAAAAAGAAUGAAGAGGGGGGAGAGGAGGGUAAAAAAAUUGUUAUUUGAAUUUUAAAACAAAAGAGAUUUUCUACAUAGGUGCAUGUCCAUGGUUCAAUUUUUGUGAAAAUCUCUGUCUUCAAUUUUUGGGUUUUUUACUUUGUUUGUCAGGUACAUGUAAUUUGUUUUUGGUAGUAAAAGAUUUUUCUAAUGCUAUUUGCUUUUCUUUUUUAAAAUGGUUAAUAGGAAAAUAGGGUCCCUGUACUGUCUUCCGUCAAAACAGGACAGGUUAUCUUUCAGCAUUCUAAUUUCAAUUGUUUAGUCAAAUUCCAAUUUUUUUCCUCUCUCUUCUUCUCUCUCUCUUUAGCAACUAUGAAGACCUGGAAGUUGAUUUCAUAUUUUGUUGCCAUUCCUGGCAUUCUUAUCUGUACUUACAAUAUGUAUCUUAAAGAGAAAGAGCAUCAUGAACAUCCAAGGGCAGAGUUUGUACCAUACUCUCACCUCAGGAUUAGAUCUAAGGUUGGUGAACAGUGUCAUUUCUUCAAAUUGUGUGUGAAGGUGCAGUGGCUCAAUGAUCAGUGCAUUGGACUCUGGGUCAAGAGGGUGGGUUCAAGCACUGGCGGAAUUAAUAUGUUGUGUUCAGGGAAGCCUGAGGGAAGCCUGAUGAAAUUCUGGGGGACUGUCCUUGUGAUGGACAAGCAUCCCAUCCAGGGGAGAAGUUGUAAUACUCCCAGUUGCCCAAUGCUAAGGAAAUUGGGAUAAACUCUAGCUGGGUUGGCUAUUAGGCUCAAGUACUGACUAAACCUUUCUUCAAACAGUGGUCUAACAGCUGACAUAGUUUUUGAAUACAUUCCAAACUCUUGAAAGCAGUAUGAACCCAAUCACUCCCUAGAUUGAAAUAUAAUUUCUUCACACUGUCUUUCAUACAAUUCUUAUCAUUUCAGAUUUGAGAAUGUAGUCCUAAGUCAUAUAAAAUAUGUUCUUUCUGUUCUCAUUGCAUUUUGCUGAAAAAUGUAUUGGUAAUGUAAGGGUAGUGUACUGUCAUUUCUGCAAGUGAAAGGGGUGAAAGAAACAGAUUGGAAUGACUCAAUUUCCUUCGUCGACAACAAAACUGAUGCAAAACUGUAAAAUUAAAGAGUAAUCAAAAUGUCCAUGUUCGAGAAGGUUAUUGUGUGACAUACAGGUUUUUAUUGGUGUUAUGUUUUUAGAGGAAGCAUAUUUCCAUUUCUCUGGUGAAAACUGUUUCAUACUGUUUUGACAUCUUCUGAAAUGUAAAAAAAGAAUUGUAAUGGCCAUUUUAUGUAAUUUUUAUCGGUGUUAUACAAGGAUUUCCGGCCCUGAGAAAAGCCGUAACAACACACGUGAAAAAAAAUCAUAUUUUUUCACGUGUUGAUAUAGCCAAUCAGCUGCUGACACAUCACUCGUCUUUGGCACUACUCGGUCAGGUUGAUGAAUGAACAGCAAAGCCUUCACGAUUCUUGAUACAAGUUGUUGUCUAAGCUUGCUCAAAUUAUGGCGGCUAAAACACUAAAAAAUCUGUAUUGCUUACAGACAGUGAGGUUCAAACUUUUCUAGAAGGGGAAGGAAACCAACAUACUAAAAGAAAAACCAAAAGUUAUGUAUUUGGUGGCUUUAGUGUUAGCAUUUCUCUCGGCUGAGAAUGAAAAUCAACAACUGGAAGAUUUGUCACUGGCCGAUUUUGGCUGUUUACCUGAAAGACUUCUUCUGUCGGUAAGGACAAAGUCAAUAAAUGAGAAUUUUGUAAAUUGAAAAUUACAACCAUUGUUGUUUUUGUAAUCAUGAUUCAACGCAUUUUUCCAUUAUAAGAGUUAGUGCCAACACACUUCAUUCAUUAAUGAAGUCGGCUUUUCUUCUCAGUAAAGGGCUAUUGUGUUUAUAUGAUAAACAAAAUAAUACAUGGUUGCUUGUAGAUAUGGAAUUUCUCUUCUUGUGUUCAACUCGACAUCUCACUCAUGAGGUAUCGAGUAAACACUUGAAGAGAAAUUCCAUAUCUACACACGCCCAUCUAUUAUUCUCUAUUUACAUAUUACUUCUAAAGAUGAUCAUUUAUUUGCCAUAAUCCAUCCUUGAAAACAACUGGGUGAGAUAUAUGAUAUGGCCAGUCAGCUAAUAGGGCAUCAUAUUAGUAUUGAUAUCAGUGAGUUAUCUUUUUCUCCUGUAGGAAAAUUGUAACAUUCCUUCUGCUGUUAAAUUUUAUUACUGUCUCAUUUGUCUCAAGAAGAGAUCUGUUUUGUUUCAGCUCUUCCCAUGGGGUGAUGGCAACCACUCAUUAUUUCACAAUUCGCACGUGAAUGCUCUGCCUGAUGGCUAUGAAGAUGAAAUGGAACAUUAA
This is a messenger RNA of Pocillopora meandrina, 3617 nucleotides long. The record is from the annotation of a GenBank genome assembly. NCBI's taxonomy places the organism in Eukaryota, Metazoa, Cnidaria, Anthozoa, Scleractinia, Pocilloporidae.